Messenger RNA from Maudiozyma barnettii, 1488 nucleotides. It is a transcript of the gene ATG42, whose product is annotated as carboxypeptidase C. Gene Ontology annotation, cellular component: fungal-type vacuole. The transcript has a single exon. The record is from RefSeq and is a predicted model, not a curated record. Bases 1 to 1488 code for a protein of 495 amino acids. NCBI's taxonomy places the organism in Eukaryota, Fungi, Ascomycota, Saccharomycetes, Saccharomycetales, Saccharomycetaceae. Gene Ontology annotation, molecular function: serine-type carboxypeptidase activity. Gene Ontology annotation, biological process: proteolysis.
AUGAAAGUUAAUAACUUAUUAACUGCUACGAUAGCGCUUUCUUCUGUUACACUAGUCGACUCAUUUUCUGUCUUUCAAGAUGUCCUAGGGUUCCCAAAUUUAGAUUAUACUCAAACUCCUAAGAAUAUUAUUCAAUCUAUUAGAACAAAAUCUAAAGAUUAUUUGGGUUCUAAUGAUAUUGAAGUCCUUUCUUAUGAUGAGAAUCCAGCUUAUUCCAUGCGUAUGAGAGAAGUUGACCCUUCAAAAUUGGGUAUUGAUACUGUCAAGCAAUGGUCAGGUUAUUUAGAUUACGAAGACUCAAAACAUUUCUUCUAUUGGUUUUUUGAAAGUAGAAAUGACCCAAAAAACGACCCAAUUAUUCUAUGGUUAAAUGGUGGUCCUGGUUGUUCAUCCUUCACUGGUCUUUUGUUUGAGCUUGGUCCUUCCUCCAUUGGACCAGAUUUGAAACCUAUUCACAAUCCUUAUUCCUGGAAUAACAACGCAUCAGUCAUAUUUCUUGAACAACCUUUAGGUGUCGGUUUCUCAUAUGGUGACGAUAAAGUCACCACUUCGAAAUUAGCCGCACAGGAUGCAUAUGUGUUUUUAGAAUUAUUCUUUAAAAGAUUUCCACAUUUAAGAAAUAAUGAUUUCCACAUUGCUGGUGAAUCAUAUGCUGGUCAUUAUAUUCCACAAAUUGCUCAUGAGAUAGUAGUAGAAAAUCCUCAACGAUCUUUCAAUUUAACAUCCGUAUUAAUUGGUAAUGGUAUCACCGAUUCGUUGAUUCAGUCUGAUUAUUAUCAACCAAUGGCAUGUGGGAAAGGUGGUUAUAAGGCAGUUCUAUCUAAUGAACAAUGUGAAAAGAUGAGUAAGGAUGCCAGGAGAUGUCAAUUGUUGAAUAAGGCCUGUUAUUUCAGUCAAAGAAGUAUUCCUUGCUUCUUAGCUCUUACGGUAUGUAAUGAAGCCCUUUUGUCUCCUUAUGAAACUACAGGUUUAAACGUGUACGACAUUAGAGGUCCGUGUGAAAACCAAGAUGGUUUGUGUUAUAACGGUUUACAAAACGUUGAAGAAUAUAUGAACCAACGUUAUGUUCAGGAUGCAUUGGGUUCUGAUGUUCAUAACUAUACAGGUUGUAAUGACCAAGUAUUUGCAGGCUUUAUUCUAACGGGUGAUGAAGCUAAACCUUUCCAACAAUUUAUCGCUGAACUUCUGGAUAGAGAUAUUCCAGUAUUAAUUUAUGCCGGUGAUAAGGACUAUAUUUGCAAUUGGUUAGGUAACAAUGCUUGGACUGAUAACCUUGAAUGGAAGGAUCAUGCCUCAUAUGAGAUCGAACCAAUGAAUGAAUGGGUCCUUUCUGAUACAUUAAGAACUGCAGGUCAAGUGAAGAGUUUUGGUGCAUUAACUUUUGCCAGAAUUUACGACGCAGGCCAUAUGGUUCCCUAUGAUCAACCUGAAGCAAGUCUAGAAAUGGUAAACCAAUGGAUUUCAAAUCUACACCUUCGUUCAGACUAA